CUAGCGGCGGCACUCGGCGACGUCUCGCUCGGCUCGGCCGCGGCCGUGAGAAGCAGGCACCAUGGUGAAUUUCACCACCGAGCAGCUGCGGUCACUGAUGGACCUCAAGUACAACAUCCGGAGCAUGAGUGUGAUUGCGCACGUCGACCACGGGAAGUCGACGCUGACAGACUCGCUCGUCGCCAAGGCGGGCAUCAUUGCGAAGAAGCACGCCGGCGAGAUGCGCUACACCGACACGCGAGCGGACGAAGCAGAACGCGGCAUCACGAUCAAGUCGACAGGCAUUUCCAUGUUCUUCGAAUACAAGAUGUCCGAUGGCGAGAAGGCCGAGGUAGCCAAGGCUGAGGGCCGAGCGCUCGCAGUCACGGGGGGUGACGAGACUGCCGCCGCGGCGUUCGCGCUUGCGUCAUCUGACGACGGGCCGACCAUCACUGAGAACAGCUACCUCAUCAACCUGAUUGACUCGCCGGGCCACGUCGACUUUUCAUCUGAAGUGACUGCUGCACUACGUAUUACUGAUGGCGCUUUGGUGGUCGUCGACACCAUCGAAGGUGUCUGUGUCCAGACUGAGACCGUCCUUCGCCAAGCGAUCGGCGAGCGUGUUCGCCCUGUGCUCCACGUUAACAAGGUUGACCGCGCCCUGCUUGAGCUCCAGCUCUCACCUGAGGAUAUGUACCAGUGUUUUCAGCGGUCGGUGGAGUCGGUCAACGUCAUCAUCGCAACGUACAACGAUGAGUUGCUCGGCGACUGUCAGGUGUAUCCCGAGAAGGGUACUGUGUCAUUUGGUUCGGGCCUCCACCAGUGGGGGUUCACGUUGUGCAAGUUCGCGCGCAUGUAUUCCGAGAAGUUUGGCAUAGGAUACGACAAGAUGAUGCAGAAGCUCUGGGGCGACAAUUACUUUGAUGCCAAGGGUAAGAAAUGGGUCAAGUCAGAUCGUGAUGGCCAACUCGAGCGCGCAUUUUGCCAGUUCAUCAUGACUCCUAUCUGCAAGAUGUUCGCGGCGAUCAUGGAGGACAAGAAGCUGAAGAUCCAGAAGCUCCUCAAGGCUGUUGGCGUGACUCUCAAAAAAGAGGAGGACGAGCUGGUAGGCAAGCCCCUCUUGAAAUGCGUCAUGCAGAAAUGGUUACCUGUCGGUGACGCAAUCCUCGAGAUGAUUGUCGUCAAGCUACCCUCGCCAGCAGCGGCGCAGCGCUAUCGCGUCGAGAACCUGUACGAUGGGCCGCUCGACGACGCAUGUGCCAACGCAAUCCGUACUUGUGACACGUCCGAUGGUGCACCGCUCAUGAUGUACAUCUCCAAGAUGGUCCCGUCCUCUGAUCGGGGUCGGUUCUUUGCCUUUGGCCGCGUGUUUUCGGGGAAGAUCGCGACAGGUCAGAAGGUUCGCAUCAUGGGCCCCAACUACAUCCCUGGCAAGAAGAGUGAUCUCUGGGUGAAGAAUAUCCAACGUACGCUCAUUAUGAUGGGACGCUUUCAGGAGCAGGUCCAGGACAUACCUGCCGGCAACACGUGCGGCCUCGUAGGUGUCGACCAGUACCUCCUCAAGAGCGGUACGAUAUCGACACAUGAUGAAGCGCACUGCAUCAAAACGAUGAAGUUCAGCGUCUCGCCUGUUGUUCGCUGCGCAGUCGAACCGAAGAAGGCGCAAGACCUCCCCAAGCUCGUCGAGGGCCUCAAGCGCCUCGCCAAGUCAGACCCCAUGGUCCUCUGCUACACGGAGGAGUCGGGCGAACAUAUCAUAGCGGCAACUGGUGAGCUUCACCUCGAGAUCUGCCUCAAGGACCUCCAAGAGGAUUUCAUGGGAACGGACGUCAAGGUCUCCGAUCCUGUCGUCUCAUACCGCGAGUCGUGCUCCGCAAACUCUUCGCAGACGUGCCUUUCCAAGUCGCCGAACAAACAUAAUCGGCUCUACAUGGAGGCGGCACCCCUCUCCGACGAGCUUUCUGAUGCCAUCGAGGCAGGCAAGGUCUCGGCCAAGGACGACCCCAAACUCCGUGCGCGCCUCAUGGCCGACGAAUACGGCUGGGAUGUUGGCGAUGCACGCAAGAUCUGGGGCUUUGGGCCUGACGGGUCCGGUGCCAAUCUCCUGUACGACCAGACUAAGGGUGUAAACUAUCUUGGUGAGAUCCGCGAGUCUGUUGUUGCCGGCUUCCAGUGGGCGUCCAAGUCUUCUGUCCUCUGUGACGAGCAGAUGCGUGGUGUUUCGUUCAAGCUCCUUGACGUAACGCUUCAUGCCGACGCGAUACAUCGCGGCAUGGGUCAGAUCAUGCCAACCGCGCGUCGCGUAAUGUUCGCGUCGCUGCUGCUGGCGCAGCCUGUUCUCCAGGAGCCUCUCUUCCUUGUCGAUAUCUCCGUGCCACAGGACGCCAUGGGCGGUUGCUACGGUGUGCUCACUCGCCGCCGCGGCGUUGUGUUCUCCGAAGAGCAGCGCCCGGGCACGCCGAUGGUCCAAAUGAAGGCACACAUGCCGGUAAUGGAGUCCUUCGGCUUCAACGCCGACGUUCGCGCGGCCACGGGUGGCAAGGCAUUCCCCCAGAUGGUAUUCUCACACUGGGCUGUACUCCAGGGCGACCCAACAGACCUUGCGUCCAAGCCCGGCGCUGUCAUCGGGCAGGUCCGCAAGCGCAAGGGACUCAACCCCGAAAUCCCGCCUCUCGACCGCUUCCUCGACCGGCUCUAGGCCGCUAGGGCCCGGGCUGCCGCUCGCGAGGUGUCCUAUUCCCCUUUUUAAAUGCGCGUGCGCAAUACUUAGGAAUAGAAUAAAAAAGGGAUCAAAGGUACGGCUCGCAGGCGCGCCGGACCCAUGCAAACUCUAGCGGACCCAGUCUCGCUGAAUCGGCUCGAACCUGGCCAGCGAGCUCCAAAAGUUCUUUAUAGGCGCGUCUUCGAGCUCACAUCUAAUUUCAGAGACAACACGGUCAAUCUCGUUUUGCGUCCUCCUCGCCAGCAGACUACAGCAGGCGCCAGGGGCGCUAGAUCCAUUUGCUUGGUUGAACUCCGGAGACGGGUUGUCUUGUACAUGUCCCUGACUGACUUGCAUUAAUG
Molecule: messenger RNA, 3042 nt
Organism: Pelagomonas calceolata
Lineage: Eukaryota; Pelagophyceae; Pelagomonadales; Pelagomonadaceae
Source: the annotation of a GenBank genome assembly